Molecule: messenger RNA, 3382 nt
Organism: Malus domestica (apple)
Lineage: Eukaryota; Viridiplantae; Streptophyta; Magnoliopsida; Rosales; Rosaceae
Biological process (GO): negative regulation of translation; mRNA catabolic process
Cellular component (GO): CCR4-NOT complex
Molecular function (GO): protein binding
Source: RefSeq, a predicted model, not a curated record
CGUGCACCCGGCAAACACCCUCCGUCGAAAUUCCCAUAGCCAGCCCCCAAAACAACUGCUCUCGCUCUCUCUCUCUUCUUUCUCUCUCUCUAUCUGUAUCCCUCUCAGUCGUAUCCUUUUCUACUCUCUCUCUCUCUCUCUCUCUCUCUCUGCAAAUCAGCACAUUCGAGCAAAAGACGCUCGAACAGGUGUCCUCUCCUGCAAACCUCUUAGGGUUCGAAAACCCCCAAACCCCCCAACUCCGACUUCAUAUCAAUCCCCAAAACGCACCUUUUACCCUCUAGGGUUCGUUGUUUUGGAUCAUUUCUUCUUGGGGAUUUGUGUAUUCAGAUAAGGCUUAUUGGUUCCUGGGCUCUGAUUGAUCGAUUCGCCGAUGGCUUCGUCUCCGUCAUCAACUGCUGCGAAUCGGGACGGCUCUGCUUCAGCUGCCGAGGUCGAAGCCGUCAUGUCCGUGACCCGAGGUUUUGCGCAGGAUGCGUUGCUGCAAUUCCAGUCGGGCAAGUUCGAUCAGUGCCUUACCGCCUUGUCCGAGUGCCUCAAGAGGAAGCCCAACGAUCCCAAAAUAUCUCAUAAUAUUGGACUUGUGGAGUUCUAUCGAGAUGGUUGUUCAGAUCCUAAGAGGUUGCUUGAUGUGCUUAAUGAUGUCAAGAAGCGAAGCGAAGAGCUUGCUCGAACAUCUGCAGAACAGGUGGAGUCUGGCAGCAAUACUGGAGAUAAAGUUGCAUUGGGGUCCAAAGGAAGUGGUGCAAUGGGACAUUCCUUUUCUGCUGUUUACAUGGAUGAAUUUGACACUUAUGUUGCUACCUUAAACAUUGCGGUUAUCUGGUUCCAUCUUCAUGAAUAUGCAAAGGCAUUGUCUGUUGUUGAACCUCUUUUUCAAAAUAGAGGACCUAUAGAUGAGAAAACUGCUCUUAAUAUUUGCCUUUUGUUGCUGGAUGUUGGGCUGGCUUGCCAUGAUGCAAUGAAAUCUGCUGAUGUUUUGAUUUAUCUGGAUAAAGCUUUUGGUGUGAGUUGUAUGAAUCAAGGAGAUGGUGGAAGCACUGCUUUGCAACAACCUGCAAACCCAGUUGCAAGGCCGCCAUCCCUUUCUACCAAUUCAUCUGCCACAGAUGGUCCUACUUUAGAUUCAGAUCCAAAUGCUUUGGAGCCUGAGGAGACUAGCGAGUAUGAUAAUGCAGAUUUUGACAUGGAUGAUGCACAACCUACUGUUCUAUUAUCUUCAAACGAUAUUUCUAGGAAUCCGGUUGACAUAUCUGCCUCUUCUGUUUACCUGAAGCUUAAGAUGCAACUUUACAAGGUUCAGUUUCUGCUUCUCACUAGGAACUUAAAGCAAGCUAAACGUGAAGUGAAGAAUGCUAUGAAUAUUGCACGUGGGAGAGAUUCUUCUAUGGCUCUCCUUUUGAAGUCCCAGCUUGAAUAUGCUCGUGGUAAUUAUCGUAAAGCCAUCAAGUUGUUGAUGGCAUCUAGUAAUCGAACAGACACAAGGUUAUCGAGCAUGAUCAACAAUAAUCUAGGCUGCAUUUAUUACCAGCUUGGGAAAUAUCACACAUCAUCAGUGUUCUUCUCCAAUGCAUUGCUUAAUUGCUCAUCCCUCCGGAAGGACCGGCCUCUAAAUCUCUCAACUUUUUCACAGGACAAUUCCCUCUUAAUCGUAUACAACUGUGGUAUGCAGUACUUGGCUUGUGGGAAACCACUACUUGCUGCUCGCUGUUUUCAGAAGGCUGGUUUAGUUUUCUACAAUCGGCCUCUGCUGUGGCUUCGAUUUGCUGAGUGCUGUCUGAUGGCUUUGGAGAAGGGACUAAUGAAAACCAAUCUGGCAUCAUCAGAAGUUAGAGUUUAUGUCAUUGGCAACGGAAAGUGGAGGCAACUUGUAAUGGAAGAUGGGGUUUUGAAGAAUGGAAACUUGGGUUCUUUUGAAAGAGGCGAUUUAUUUUUGGGCAGUGAUCGGCAGCCUAAGCUCUCCGUGUCCCUUGCCCGGCAGUGUCUCUUGAAUGCCCUGUCCUUACUGAACCGUUCUGAGUCAAGCUACUGUAAGAAUUCUUUGCCCUCCAAUUUCUUCUUAGAAGAUAAUGAAUUAGGGGAAGUGUCAGCUUCCAAGAAUUCGAACCACAAGAACUUUCACAGCAUGAAUUCCGAGGCAUCUGUGCUAUCUGUAGGCUUGGGUCAGGUUGGCAUAAAUGGGGAUGGAAAAGAGCAAAAGGCAGGAACCACUCAGGAGCUUGUGCAGAACUCGCUUUCAUAUUACGCUGAUGUUCGUAACAAGGAAAAUCUGUUGAUCAAACAAGCUCUUUUGGCAAAUCUGGCAUAUGUAGAAUUGGAAUUGGAAAAUCCCAUGAAGGCCUUGUCAAUUGCAAGAUCUCUCUUGGAACUUCCAGAAUGUUCGAGAAUUUACAUCUUUCUAGGUCAUGUGUAUGCUGCAGAGGCUCUUUGCUUGCUAAACAGGCUAAAGGAUGCUGCUGACCAUUUGAUGACAUAUUUGUCAGGUGGUAACGACGUUGAAUUACCAUUCAGUGAAGAGGACUGUGAACAACUGCAAGGGGUCAGGGCCGAUGAUUAUGAAGAGUCGAACGGAGGAUCAAUGGCUGCCAGAAACUCAUCACCUGAAGACAGAUUAGGUAUUGCGUUCCUCAAGCCAGAAGAAGCACAGGCAAACCUGUACGUAAAUUUUGCUGCCUUGUACGCUAUGCAAGGUGAACUUGACCAGGCUCGCCAGUUUGUUGCACAGGCAUUGUCCAUAACACCCAACAGUCCAGAAGCGACUUUGACUGCAGUGUAUGUGGAUCUCAAGGUCGGUCAGUCACAGGAAGCUCUUGCCAAGCUGAAACACUGUAGUCGAAUCACAUUUGUACCAAGCGGAUUGACAUUGAACAAAGCUUCUUGAUCAUAGUAUCGGUGGAUUAUUGUAACAUCCGGGCCCACCUCUCAAUGGUAAGCUAGUAGGGGUAGGAUUUGUACCAUAUAUUUUUCUGUUUGGUACCAUAUAAUAUAGUUCGAUUCAGAAAUAAAUUUUUCUGUUUUCUUUUCUUUUGAAAUUUUCAUAUUUUGGGCAGGGCUUAUUAAUUGGUGGUGGGGGCUGUGUUUUGGUUAGUGCGGAAGCCCACCUUUUGGUCACACUUUGAGAUGUAGUUGUUCUGAUUAGAUUUGUGUUUUAGCGGCUAAUCGAGUUGGUUAAACAUAGUUAGCUAGCUUAGAUCUCAUGUGUUGUUCUAGAGAAAGGAACUGAAAAUGUUUAUUCAUUCCGUAUCAACAUUGAAGUCAUUUUUCCCUUGCAAAUUGUCAUUCUUGUAGUAUUGAUUCCACCAUUAGACUCUAGUCUGUUUCUGUCGAUUUGAAUGUCCAAAUGUGGACGAUUAUGCAGCCUAAUUAAGCUCAUUAGCAUGUA